UGGCGUCCGACUUUCACUCCGGAGCACAGGCAGCCGCAAUCGGUUAAUUUUGUCGACCUUUCAGGAGAAAACGGUGUUGUGGGUGCAGACCCGCCUGUUUGGACUUCAGAGUCAUCUUUUAGUCAAGCGAAGCACCAUCUCUCCACGAUGGGUUCUCCGUCCGUAGGUUGCUUGCGGUGCCUUGUGGGCUUGGCCUUGCUCGUAGGUUGCUUCCUGAGGACGACCGAGGCACUCCAGAUGGUUUGCAACGGCACAGAGUGCCACAUGCGGCCGAAAGAAUGCGCAGCUACGCAAAAGCGAUGCGUCCCUGACGGCCCGUGUGUGGAUUGCUGCAGCAAUAGCCACUGCCGCAGAUUCCAGAAGUGCUCCGAAGGUGUGUGCAAACCUGCCGUGGCGCCGAAGCCUUGCCCUGCCGGGCUGAAGCGCUGCACGGUCGGCGGCCCGUGUGUGAGGUGCUGCAAGGACUGCGACUGCGGCAGCCGCAAAGCCUGCGUUGCUGGGCAAUGCAAGCCUGCCCGCGUGGUUGCGUGUGCCGCUGGACUGAAGCGCUGCAGCGCAGGUGGCGCUUGCGUGGAGUGCUGCAAACACAAGGAGUGCGGCAGUGGUAAGAAGUGCGUUUCCGGGCAGUGCAAGAUUGUGAAGUGCUGCAAGGAUGCGCAGUGCGGCAAGGGAAAGAAGUGCGUCGCCGGGCAGUGCAAGCCGGCGGGCGUGGGGGCGUGUGCUGUGGGGCUGAAGAGGUGCACCGUCGGAGGUGAGUGUGUGAAGUGCUGCAAGAAUGCGGACUGCCUUCGCGGACAGAAGUGCGUUUCGGGACAGUGCAAGCCGUGCGGCAUCCCCGCAUGUGCCGCGGGAUUGAAGCGCUGUAAGGCGGCUGGUGCGUGUGUCAAGUGCUGCGACGACAAAGACUGCGGCAAAGGAAAGAAGUGCGUUCUUGGGCAAUGCAAGUCAUCGGCUGCGUGCGCGUGUCGUCGUGGGCUUGUGCGGUGCCCCAAUGGGAAAUGCAGCAAGUGCUGCGUCGACAAGCAUUGCCCCAAGGGAAAGCGGUGCUGCGGUGGUAAGUGCAGGACGCGAUGCUGAGAAAUGAGGAGACAUCCGUGCAGUGCAGCUGAUCAUCCUUGCCUCGCCGGAUGCUUCGGACUUCAGUAGGCGAUGUGCCUGGUGUCGGGAGCCGUGAAAACCUUGGGCGCGCGUGUAUAUGUCCUUGAAGUUCUUAGGCGUCCAGAUGUUCCUUUAAGGGUGACGACUAUGGUAGGCUCCGUGUUAACUAUGGCGGGCCGUUGUGUGUGUUGGGCAGGAGGACUGCGUAUAUCCAUGCCUCUGUGAGAGAAGUCGUUUACCAUCUAAAAUGAACCGAGUCUCGCUGUCAAUUGAAGGACGCGCUUUAGCGUUCCUGAUUUUGGGACAAAAUGGCUCCUCGUAGAGAGAGAGAGAGAGAGAGAGAGAGAGAUUGCUACCGUGCUGAAGGUCAUUAUAUUGCCCAGGGGAGGCUGGUGUGAGUCUGGCCUAUUUCGGCCGGUUUUGUGAAUAUUAAUUGCGUUCAGCGAAAAGUGUAGCACCUGCUAGUCUCAGAAACAAAAACAUGUCGCUUAC
Chara braunii is the source of this 1590-nucleotide messenger RNA. Lineage: Eukaryota; Viridiplantae; Streptophyta; Charophyceae; Charales; Characeae. The record is from the annotation of a GenBank genome assembly.